CAGCGUCGAACGACCGCAUACUUCCAGCAGAGGGACACACAAACAACAUUAAACAAACCCUCACGGAGCUUGAAAUCAUCGUUUUGUCGUUCCACUUACAGACACAUAGACAAAAGCACAACCAUCAUGUCGAUGUCAGUGGCGCAGGCGAUGGCAACUCUUCAAGAGGUGAUGCAAUACGCGGAGGAGGGCAUCCACUACGAUGACGACGGGGAGCUUGAACUACUCACGGUGAGAGUGCCGAGUUACUUCGACGUCAGAGUGAACAUUCGUGCAAGCAUUGCUGCGAACGGAGAGGAGUCGCUCAGAGCACGGAUGCUAUUGGCACGGUUCACUGAGGCGCAUGAUUUGCGUGUAGACAACAGUGUUGAUACCAGUGCAUACAGUUUGAGAAAAGUGGUUGGUUGGAUGUGCACAGAAGGGAUGUCCGAUGAAGGCGACGUGGAUAUGACAAAGCGGCAGAAAGGGGGAACAUACAUGCCAACCGAUUUCAAGCAGACGCUGAUGACAAAGGCGAAGAAAUGGGGAAUGCUUGUUAAAGAUUCUAAGGACGAGAUGAAGAGCGCUCUGUAUCGCCUCAGCAUUGCGACUUCUGAGGUGGACAAAAAUAGGUCAAGGGAAGAAGGAUGGAAGUUGGUGGCCAGGGAAGCAGAUGUUGCACUUCAUGCAGCAGAUGGACACACUUCAGCAGGGGAAGAAAUUGUGAGAACAGUCUUCAUCGUGCGUUCUCCAAUAAACACAAUGUCCACGCAGGAGGUAGAAGAAGAAGAUGUGUUCAAUGACUGGACAAUGACAGGACAACAACGGGAACGAGGGUUCGAAGACUCUUCUUUACCGAUCGAUUUCGAAUAUGACAUUGAAGAAACAAGAGUAAGGAACAAUGAAAAAGAUGCGAGGCCGCCUAACUAUGAGGUGGAAGUGAGUAGCAGCGAUGUGAGCAGCGACGAGGAGGGUGAGGAAUAUGAUGCCUCUUGGGAUAUGGAAGCAGGGGGGGGACAAGCGUCAAAAGGGUGGGCACAUGCGAUUCUUACGUUGGCACGUGUAUUCUCUAAUCCCCAUUUACUGUUGCGUGUCGUGCUGAAGGCGGCAACACCUGAGGGCAUAGUGUCCAAAGACGAUUUCGAUGUCAUCGCCGAUUUCGCCAACUGCAGGAGAUCGCAGACGCUAGACACGCAACUUGCUGCAAACUGCUUCAACAAUGGGGACAACAAUAUUCGCUGUGCCGCAGAGGCACGAAUGUCAGAAUUGAACAUGCUCAAGAGAACAGCCUUUGGGGAUUCUACAGGGGUCCACAUGGUGACGAUCCUCAACUAGAUUACCAUCUCGCUUUGCAACCGGACCG
Molecule: messenger RNA, 1342 nt
Organism: Chara braunii
Lineage: Eukaryota; Viridiplantae; Streptophyta; Charophyceae; Charales; Characeae
Source: the annotation of a GenBank genome assembly